AGACUGCGCAUGAUUCAGUGUAUAGGCAACGGCCGCGGUUGCCAGCUGUCAACACCGGCCGCAGGAUGUCACCAGCAGCGUCGUUUGCUCAACGAUGGGCGCGUGACAACCUCACCAGGGAACCCUCUCAGGAAGAGCUGGUGGUCCUGGGGCUGUUCCUCAUCAGCUGCCAGGGUAACGAGGUGGAGGCAGCCAAGAGGGCGCGGAGAUACUACACUGCGAGAGGCCCGGGGGGACUGACGGAGUUAUGGCAGAAGAGGCAUCCGGAUGAUGAAGAGAUUCUGUCUAGUUGUCAGGAUGUAUACAUAGUGCCACUCCGCACCCGAAGCCAGGGCGGCAGGAGAGUAACUCUGGUCCGGCUACCAGCUCCAGGGUCCCUGAACAGACCACUUUCAACCCAAGCCUUGCUGUCACGAUGGCUCAUGAUUUUGGAUAUCAGACUCCGUGAAGAUCCGACUCCUGGUGAAGAAGUCAUCUUCAUAGACGUGAGCGAUCUUCAACCAGGACACAUCAAGAACCACUUCAGAGGCACCUAUUGGAAGGACUUCAUUUGGUGUAUGAAGAAAGCCUACCCCCUCCGCAUAGUACAAGUCCAUAUCUUCAACACGCAGCGCUUGAAGACCCUCUCCCUCCUUCUCCUACACGUAGGCAUGUACCCUUGGAGACGCAAGGUGGUACAUCUGCAUGGAACUGCUGACAGGAUCGAAGAUGCACUGGGCUCUGACCGGUAUCCUGUGGAUGGGUUACCGUAUGAGUACGGAGGAAGGGCGGGGAUGAUGAAAGAUCUUAAUGAUGAAUGGACAAAGAAACUCCUACUCAACUCAAAAUGGCUUCAAACAGAAGAACGCAAAUUCUACGACACAGAUCUCAAGCCCGAGGCACGAGCACGCAUGCGUCAUAGAAGUGCUGUAAGAAACUUACGCGGGAGCAAUGGGUCAUAUGACAUCGUGACGCGCACACAUUCGUGCAAGGCGUUACACAUACAUGAUGACUUGGAUGAAGGCACUCAUGGUGCUUAUAGGACUUUGAAAGUGAUUGACCAUAGCUGUUCGGAUGUGUGAUUUUUGUGAUAGAUGAAAAAGUUUUAUUUACAAAAUAACAUAACACUUUACAAAUAUAUACGCACUAUGUAUACAAACUUAUACCUAUACUAUCUUUGGAAAUUAAAAUAUUAUACAAGCUGUUGAUUUGCAUCCGUGCCAUAUUCAAGGACGUAAUUAUGCUAAUGAUUCUCGACCCAAAUCAACAAAAAAAAUUGGUACG
Messenger RNA from Helicoverpa zea (corn earworm), 1263 nucleotides. RefSeq lists its product as uncharacterized. The coding region runs from base 66 to 1061 and encodes 331 amino acids. The record is from RefSeq and is a predicted model, not a curated record. The transcript has 6 exons. Gene Ontology annotation, molecular function: phosphatidylinositol bisphosphate binding. Gene Ontology annotation, cellular component: membrane. NCBI's taxonomy places the organism in Eukaryota, Metazoa, Arthropoda, Insecta, Lepidoptera, Noctuidae.